Messenger RNA from Saxophila tyrrhenica, 621 nucleotides. RefSeq lists its product as uncharacterized. The transcript has 2 exons. The coding region runs from base 1 to 621 and encodes 206 amino acids. The record is from RefSeq and is a predicted model, not a curated record. NCBI's taxonomy places the organism in Eukaryota, Fungi, Ascomycota, Dothideomycetes, Mycosphaerellales, Extremaceae.
AUGCUGGUUCAGAAUGGUCGUGUCGUCAAAGAGAACUCGGGGCAUUUCUCAUCCCGGCCUGCGGAGAGUCCAGCACACUUCCCUCCCCAUCACCACGACAGCACAGCUCGACGACUCCAGAAAGCAUACAAAGCAUGGUAUAGUCCUGACAACAUGGGCGCCCGCCUCUCCCAACCUCGCGGCCCUGGGGGCACCACAGAGGCGUCUACCCCGGCCAAGGAGCCACCUCCACCCACACCCAAACGUCCAUUCCCUAGACAAAUCAACAGCCGUACCAUCGUCGCUCCCGUCGCCGCCUUCACCAUGGCCUGCAUCCUCUUCGUGUACGCCCGCACGAGCAUUCGCGCAGCCAAAGCAAACGCCCAGCGGCACCGCGAUGCUGAUAGUGGAGGGGAAGGUCUCUCACUGCUCCAAGAGCAUCGCCGCAGACACGGCACCCAGCAGCGUGUGGACCAAGGAGGCAGCACUGUCUCACAGUUGGCAACUGAAGCCCGAUCGCAAGUAUUUGGGAAGGAGGCAAAGGACGAAGGGGGCAAGAAGCGGUUUGGUGGAUCGAGCAGCGAAGAGGAAGAGAGACGGAGAGCGUUGAGGAAUGCAAGGGUCUCAAGGAAGGAUGCGUGA